Molecule: messenger RNA, 2058 nt
Organism: Rotaria sp. Silwood1
Lineage: Eukaryota; Metazoa; Rotifera; Eurotatoria; Philodinida; Philodinidae
Source: the annotation of a GenBank genome assembly
AUGGCGGAGGAAAAACUUUGUGCAAAAUGUAAAAAAAUUGAAUCUGCUGCAAAGUGUUAUGGUUGUCAACAAUCAUAUUGUAUUCCACAUUUUUUAAAACAUCGAUUAUAUCUUGCUCAAAAAAUGGAUGCUCUUCAAGAUGAACAUGAAAAUUUACAAAAAGAAGUUGAUGAAAAUAAUUAUGAACAAUCAUUUCUAUCGAGUAUUGAUACUUGGGAACGAAGAGCAAUAAGAAAAAUUCAUGAUAUUGCUGAAAAAGCUCGAAAUGACAUUCAAGAAUUUAUAGAAAAAAGAAAAGAUCAAAUUAAAAUUUCAUUGAAUAAUCUAUGUUCAAAUUUUAACACAACUGGAAAAUCAGACAAUUAUACAGAAAUUGAAAUUGAUAAAUGGACUAAACAAUUAUCUGAACUUCGACAUUCACUCGAAAAUCCAACGAAUAUUUCUAUUGUAGAAGAUAGAAAAACUUCUUCAACUAUUCGUGGAAUUAAAGUUAUCGAACAACAAGAACAAGAACAAUUACUAUGUUCAAAUCUUAUAUCACAAACAAAUAAUCAGAAAUCAGAAGUAUUAAUCGAACCUAUUCAAGAACACUUUGUACCAAUGUAUGGACCAUGUACAUUAUCUGAAGAUAAAUGUCUCGUUAAACAUUCAAGUUAUCGUGCUGGAUUAUCACAAAUCAGUGGUUUUAAUAAUUAUUCAUCAGGAAAACAUUCUAUUGUAUUUUUAAUUGAAAACAAAGGACCAAAAAAUAUUUUUAUUGGUAUACAUUCUACAUCGAAAGAAGUUUCUUCUUCAACAUAUGAUCGUUCAAUUUAUGGAUGGUGGAAUCUUGAUUAUGUUAUUAUGAACGGUGAUAAUGUAGAUGGUAAUAAUAGUAAAGAAAUAAUUCAAACAGGUGAUAAAAUAACAUUAAUUAUAGAUUGUGAUAAUCAACAAAUACUAUUUGAACAUCAUCGAAUUAAAAAACUUGUUCACUUACCCGUAGUAAUUAGUGAUUGUCCAUUUCCUUGGCAAAUACUUAUUAGAUUGGUUAAUUCAGGACCCGUAUUAAUUCGUGGUUUAACUGAAAUAGUUGAACGUCGUCCAAAUGAUCCUAUUGAAUAUUUAGCCACAUUUCUCUAUAAACAAGUUCAAAAUACACGAGCACAAAAAAAAAAAGAAGAAGAAGCAAAACAAUUAGAACUUGAACGACAACAAGCUGAAGAAGAAAAACAACAUCGUGCUCAACUUAAAAAUGAAAUUCGAGCUUUACGUGAACAAGAAGAAAAUGAACGAAAACAACGUGAAGCCGAAGAAAAACGUAAACGAGAUGCAGAAGAAUUAGCUAGACGACAUAAGGAAUUAGCAGCUGCACCACCACCAUUACCUGCUGUACGUGAAGAAGAUGAUGUAUUUGUUGUUGAAUUUGGUGAAACAGAACUUCAUCGACAAGCUGCUGUUCAAAAUGCUAAUCUUUCGGAAUUACUUCGUGAUAAUUAUCAUUCAAUUGCAUCACGUAAUGCUGAAGGAAAAACACCAAGAGAUGUUGCUCUUGAUGCUGGUCUUCAAGAAAAUGUUGAUCAAAUUGAUACUUUUUGUGUUCAAUUACUUCAAAAUGGAAAUACAAAAGCAAUUAAUGAUUUACUUUUAUGUGGUUAUACAGAAAUAAUAAAUCAAUUAAAAACAAUUGAAGAUACUGACGAAGACACAAAUGAUUUCAUUAAUAAUGAAAUUCCUCAAUUAUUAGGAAAAAUCAAACAGUUAAAUCAAGCAAUCAAAGAUGGAGAUAUAGAAACAGUUGAUACAAUGAUAUCUGAUCGUAAAAAUUUUGCACUUUAUCGAGAUUCUGAAGGUUCAUCAUCAUUACAUGAUGCUAUUGAAAAUCGUCAAUAUAAUAUAGCAUUAAGUCUGUUACAAAAAUAUCCAUCAUUAGCACUUGUUAAAGAUAUUCGUGAUCGAGCAAGUCUUGAUUUACUUAAUUCAAUUGAUGAAGAUACUAUAACAGAUGAACAACGUGAUGCAUAUGAUCAACUGAAAGAAGCAUUAAUAUCAACGUCAGCAGGUCAACAAAAUGAUUAA